This is a messenger RNA of Drosophila eugracilis, 1649 nucleotides long. RefSeq names its product armadillo repeat-containing protein 6 homolog. Gene Ontology annotation, molecular function: protein binding. The coding region runs from base 134 to 1528 and encodes 464 amino acids. The transcript has 2 exons. Gene Ontology annotation, biological process: hematopoietic progenitor cell differentiation. NCBI's taxonomy places the organism in Eukaryota, Metazoa, Arthropoda, Insecta, Diptera, Drosophilidae. The record is from RefSeq and is a predicted model, not a curated record.
AAUUUGAACUGUGUCAGCGUGUGCGUGUGUGGGUGCUUGUGUAGGAAGUUACAGACAGAGAGAACAAAGUAAAAAUUUAAAAGUUAAACCUGCAGCUGUUGAGGAUAUAGCCAAAAUCGAACGAAUUACUGCCAUGGCCAAGGUUAUAUCGCAGGACACCUUCGAUGAUGUGGUGAAGGAGAAUGUGGUGGAAUUCUCCAUGACUCCAUCGGAAGCGAAAGAGGAGACCAUAAAGCAAUUCGAGGCGCAGGGCAUCAACCUGGCCAACAUCAUUAAGGACCUGUCCAUCAAUCCACAGACCGGCCAGCCCAUCAUCAACGAAACUGUGGACAAGAUCAAGGAAUACAUUGGUCAAAAAACGGAGGGCACGACUCAGCUGCUGGAACAGCUGACUACCUUGGAUACUGAAUGUCAAAAAUCCUUGGCCCAUCGAGUGCUAGCAGGCAAAAAUGGAGCACACGAUGUCUUAAUCACACUUCUGGAGGAAACCCUCUCCGCGGAUUCACCUAAUGAAUCGCUGAUUAAAAAGUCUCUGGAGGCUGUCAACAGCCUAACCAACAAGCAGCCGGAUCUGUUUGAUGCCGAAGCCAUGGCUGUGGUACUUAAAUUACUCGCCCUCAAAGUAGAAAAUCAGGAUAUCACACUGCUGACUCUUCAGUGGCUGCAGAAGGCAUGCAUUAUGCACGAGAUGAAUCGCCAGAAUAUCAUGAAUACACCCGCCCUUAAGCUGAUGAAACCCCUUCUGGGCAAGGGUAAGGAUCGUCUGGUUCGUGAGUUGACCGCCGUGUUUCGCUUCCUGGUGCUGGACGACGACAUCCGCGUGGAAUUUGGAUGCGCCCAUGAGCACGCUCGUCAAAUAGCUGGGGAGGUGUUACUCACACUUGUGGAACUUCUGCCGUCCUAUCAGGAUCCAAAUGUUCUGGCUGAUCUGCUGCUCACUAUUGGAACUUUAGCUGUGCGCCAGGAACUUUGUACCGCUAUCGAUGAUGCUGGCGGCCUUAAAUCCGUCUUUGAAAUUAUGAACCAGAAUGUGGAUGAAGUUCGUCUAAAUAGAGAGGCCUUGAAGUUGCUGCGGGCCUUGGCUGGCCAUGACUCUGUGAAGGCACACAUAGUUCAGCAGGGGGUAGCUCCUAUAAUAAAGCAACUGCUGGAGACGCACCAGGCCAACGAGAACAUCGUGGCCGCAGCUCUGGCAUGCGUGACUACGCUGACACUCCGAGUGCAAGAACACAGCGCUGCCUUCUUCGACACCGGAAUUGCCGAGGUGAUCGUAGAGGCUCUACGCGCCCAUCCCAAGCACAAAAUCGUCCAGAGGAACGGAGCCUGGGCCAUUCGAAACAUGGUGUCGAGAUCGCGAAACCAAUGUGAAACCUGGAUAUCCUUCGGCGUCGAGGAUCUACUUAAUACGGCAAUGAAGGACCACCCAAGCGUUGAGCAGGACAUUAAGGCGGCAUUGCGCGAUCUCGGCUGCAGCGUUCAUCUGCGGGAGGAAUGGACGGGAACGGCGGAAAAGAAGAUUGCCGCCUAAUCGCACAUUUGCCUUUUGUAUUUUUAUAUAUUUACUGCUAACUUAUUACUAGUGCCUAAUUCAUGCAUUGGCUAUCUAACAAAAUCGGCAAUUCUCAAUAGCAAUAGCACGCUAAUACCCA